AUGAAUUCAAAAACCUAUUCAUCAGCCUACUCACAGAUUUAUUUGCCAGAAAUAGAAGAAAAAGUUCAAAAUUUAUCUAGCAUGGAAUUUAAGUGGUUAAAGAUACUAAGACAAAUGUCUCGAGAGGAUUUAGAAUCAUUAAAGAAGUAAUUAAGAAAACAUCAAAGUUUAUUAAAGGAAAUUAAAAAAUAAAACGAAUAGCAAAAAAAUGAUGAAAGUUGA
Paramecium sonneborni is the source of this 222-nucleotide messenger RNA. The record is from the annotation of a GenBank genome assembly. Lineage: Eukaryota; Ciliophora; Oligohymenophorea; Peniculida; Parameciidae.